AUGCCUCAAACUGCGUUUCCAACCAAGAGGCAAGUUGUGGGUGGUAGUAGUUCAAGGGCAUUUAUGAAAAGAAGUGUUCCUCAGAGCUAUGGAAGCCAGAAGAAUCGCCCCUGUAGCAAGUUUGGUAAGCCUCAUCAUGGAGUAUGCAGGGUAAAGACUGGUAGCUGUUUCCGGUGUGGGAAGACUGGCCACUACGUCAAGGACUGUCCUAUGGGUACUACAGAGGGUCAAAAAGCACUAGCCGCCAGUUUUCAGCCCAAGCGACCUACUCAGGCACGUGUCUACUCUCUUACUCUAGAAAAUGUUGCAACUGAAGGGAACAACGUCAAUGUCGUCACAGGUACUAUUCCUUUGUAUGGUAAGCUUGCUUGUGUAUUGUUUGACUCGGGUGCCACACAUUCAUUCAUUUCAUCCACAUAUUUGAAGCUAUGUAAUUUGAGUACAAGAUCACUAGAGCGAAACAUAAGUGUGUCUACACCUAUUGGUAGUGCAGUGACAUGUAGGAAAUGUGUAGAGAAUUGUCCUAUUCUUGUAGGAGGGAGGACUCUACCGGCUAAAUUAGCGGUGUUUGGGAUGCUUGGAUUCGAUAUCAUUCUUGGUAUGGAUUGGCUUGCAAAGUAUGGAGCCAAGAUCGAUUGUCAGAAGAAGGAAAUAGUGUUUCAUACAAGUGGUAAUGAAAAAUUCAGAUUUUGUGGGUCUAGUGUACGAGCUACUCCGCCACUUCUCUCAGCAGUCUAA
Messenger RNA from Corylus avellana, 738 nucleotides. The record is from RefSeq and is a predicted model, not a curated record. Lineage: Eukaryota; Viridiplantae; Streptophyta; Magnoliopsida; Fagales; Betulaceae.